GAAUGAAUUCUUCUGCGUCUUCAUCAGCCUGUCUCUCGCUUUGUUCCUCUCUCCCACUUUCUGUUUCCAUCUCUCCCCAACCCCUCCAUCUCUCUCUCUGUCCUUCUCUUCUUUCCUCUGUCCCUCUAUCUCCCCGUCUCUGUCCCUUUAUCCCCUUGGUGUCUCUGCUCCUUCCUCCAUCCCCCCUUCCUCCAUUUCCCCUUCUCUCUCCUUCCUCCUUCCCUCGCUCCAUCACCCCUAUCCUCUCCCACCCCAUCCGCCCAUCUCCUCCAUCCUCUCCCACCCCACACCCCCCCAUCUCCCCAUCCUCUCCCACCCCACACCCCCUCCCUCCAUCUCCCCUGCUCUGUCCCCUCUGUCCCUUUGUCCCCUCGGUGCCUGUCGCCUUGUAUCACCCUGUUCCUUGCUCCCCCCUUCAUUUGUCCCUCUAUUUUCUCCUCCAUCACUUCACUCCUCCCCAAUCUCUCCCUCUCUCUAUUCCUCCCCGUCUCUUCAUUUCUCCCGUGCCUCAGUCUCUCCCUCCAUUACUCUGUCUCUGCCUCUGCGCGUCCCGUUGUCCCUCUGUCCAUCCGAUAGGCCUCUCCUCGGGUGCCCGAGUUAGGCUCCCCCAACCCUCUCCCCUGGCUGCUAAUGAGCAGAGGAGCCUUUGAGGUGGCCAGGGCUAGGGUGGGGGGGCUCCCUGAGGGUGGCGGAGGGGGCAGCUGCUGCCAAGGCCCUAAUGAGGCCCCCUCUGUGCCCCUCCCGCCGCGAUCUUAAUUCCCAGUUCUCCCUGGAGCCACAGCUAAUUGGCCUGGGGAGGGGCCCCCCUCCUGGCUCUCACUGUGCCCCCGGGGGCCCCCACUCCCGCGCGUCUUUUAACCCCUUCCCCGCCGCAACCAUGUCCAACAACAUGGCCAAGAUUGCCGAGGCCCGCAAGACGGUGGAACAGCUGAAGCUGGAGGUGAACAUCGACCGCAUGAAGGUGUCGCAGGCAGCAGCGGAACUCCUGGCUUUCUGCGAGACGCAUGCCAAAGAUGACCCGCUGGUGACGCCAGUACCCGCCGCGGAGAACCCCUUCCGCGACAAGCGCCUCUUUUGUGUUCUGCUCUGAGCCCUCCGGACAUUUUACCCUCCCCUGCCAAAGUAUGGAUCCAAUAAACUUGGUAACUGUG
Symphalangus syndactylus (siamang) is the source of this 1151-nucleotide messenger RNA. RefSeq names its product G protein subunit gamma 8 (gene GNG8). Gene Ontology annotation, biological process: G protein-coupled receptor signaling pathway. The record is from RefSeq and is a predicted model, not a curated record. NCBI's taxonomy places the organism in Eukaryota, Metazoa, Chordata, Mammalia, Primates, Hylobatidae. Gene Ontology annotation, cellular component: heterotrimeric G-protein complex. Gene Ontology annotation, molecular function: G-protein beta-subunit binding.